AUGUUCACUUCUUCAUUGGGCUGCCAUCAACAACCGGUAGCUGAGCUUCUUUUACGAAGGAGAGCCAACGUCAAUGCCGUCGGUGGAGUGUUGGCGUCGACACCUCUGCACUGGGCUGCCCGGCAAGGGCAUGUGCUUAUGGUGGCAUUUUUGGUGACAAAUGGUGCUCAAGUGGAAAAACGAGAUGUAGAGGGAUUUACUCCUCUACACGUGGCAGCCCAAUUUGGUGCGACUCCGGUUGUCGGUUACCUUGUGGCUCGUGGACAACCCGUAGAUGCUCCCGACGAGUCCAGGAUUACGCCGGCC
Cylicostephanus goldi is the source of this 306-nucleotide messenger RNA. Lineage: Eukaryota; Metazoa; Nematoda; Chromadorea; Rhabditida; Strongylidae. The record is from the annotation of a GenBank genome assembly.